Messenger RNA from Cladophialophora immunda, 2179 nucleotides. RefSeq lists its product as uncharacterized. Bases 227 to 1861 code for a protein of 544 amino acids. The transcript has 2 exons. The record is from RefSeq and is a predicted model, not a curated record. NCBI's taxonomy places the organism in Eukaryota, Fungi, Ascomycota, Eurotiomycetes, Chaetothyriales, Herpotrichiellaceae.
CAUAGCCGAAUGGUCUUCUGGUGUAUUGUGGCCAUUUCUGCGUCAGACUCGCAUCGUCAAAUCGUGUAUAGAUGCGUUAUGCUGUUGCAAGAGCCCUCGUGCAAGCAGGGGACCAGACGAACGUUCCCCUUUACUUGGCCAUGGCGCGGAACAGAACAACUUUCAAGGUGUUAACGGACAUCCCGUGCCACAACCACCGACACCUAGGGAUGAUAGUUCGCGGCCAAUGGCUCCUGUCGGUGCGUCUCAUAGUGAUGCGGCCCUCGAUGGCACAGUUGCAGAAAGAGAGAAGAUAUCACAGUCAUGGACGUCGAAUGUGUUGACAGUCACCAUCAUCCUCGCUUCUAUCGGCUGGUCCGUUUGGGGCUCGUUUGCAACUCAGCUGCCUACUGACAGCGUCGGCAUUUUAUCCUCAAAGUAUUGUGGAGUGUGGAGCUUGAAGGCAGGCGCUGGCGAAGCCGCAAGAGCUGAUGAUGCAUUGAUUCGAUCCCGGAAGGAAAGAAGAGCCGGCGACUACGCCCGUGCUUGUUACGGCAAUCGCAGUGUGAACAGCCCGUCACAGUGCUCAUUGUUUAGCAAUCAAACCAUCGGGUAUCAUUCGAAACGUAUACCUUGUCCCUUUGUCAAAAAGUCCAUGUGUGCUGGGAACGGACUUGACGAUGCCAUACGCUUCUGGACCGAUCCAGUCGAUGCAAGCAUUAUCGGAGUCAACGUUGACCAAAGACCAAAGUUCAAGCAUACAACCAUCUGUGCACCCCUGAAUAUCGACCAAGGCUUCGUUCGAAAAGUCACGCCUGCCGAUCCCCAAGACGACGACAUCUACCAAUAUUACCUUGGCCCAGUGGACGGCGGACAGGCCAAUUUCACGUUCCGAACAGUGGGCGAUCCUUUUUAUACCAGGAUACCUGCCUACUCAGUCAGUACUUAUGAGUCGACGCCAUAUGGGCCGGACUAUGACUACUGGGAUCCAAGUGCAGACUUGGAUCUUGAUCAGGCCGUUGUGACGCAGCGCGGCGACAGGUUCAUGACCAUCUUGUUUAUAUCGAGCUGUCAUAUCAUCUACAGGGGCCAUUCCGACGACCCCAUUUUUCCAGCUACCCUCCCGCACCCGGAAAACUCGGGUCGCUAUCGCAAUGGAGAUGUCCGAGCUCGUCCGCUGGUCUGCAUUGACUGGAAUGAGGUGUGCCUUCGAGACGACCUAUGCCACACGGUCGAGGACGAAUAUCCUCCAAAGGAAAACCCGGGGUACACUGUCGCCUAUGAGUUCACAAGAUCAGCUCUGCGGGAGGCAACGGUGUACAGGUCAAUCAAGGCCCGCCUUGGGAACGCUCUGAUUGCGAACGAACGACUGGCAGACUAUGAGUCGUUCCGAUUGCCACGGGAUCAAUGGGUGGAAGAGAGCGAAGCGCUGUUCCAAACUUCACUCGCACGGAUCCAGUGGGACGCGUUCGACGUUGCUGUGGGCGCCGGACACGACGCCGAGUACUACACUGACAUCACCCCUCGCUGGGCGCGAAACGAGAAAAUGUGCGGCAUGUACAAAGUCCAGUUGCCGCAAGGGUAUGCGAACAUCAAUUUCUGGCCGAACUUCUGGAUUUGCUUCAGCAUUGCGCUGGUCGUCUUCUUGGGCUGUGAGUCUCCUUGGGGCGACUUCGAUGAUGACCUGAGGCCCCAUUUCAAAGGGAGGCCGCUUUUUUUCGACCUCAUUGGGAUCGGAAUAUGUUGGCUCAAACGCAAGGUCGACGGAAAGCUGCAAAAACCACAACCCCCUACAGCAGCAGCAGCCGCCCCGCCAUCUGCGCAAAGCCAUCCGGGCCAACUCCAGAUUGAGUGGCCCCAGCAGCAUAUGGCUCAGAGAUGAUGAUUUUUUCAGUAUGUUAGACGCGACAGGCUGUCCCUCCCCGGCCCUAAUCUGUGCUCGUUUUCACCAUCUAGUCUGUUGUUGGAGGAAAGGCGAGGGGUGACUAGGCCUCUAUCAUAUGGAGAACCCCAGGACAGUUCGUCGCUGCGAGCAUGUCAUGUCUAGUACGUGUGAAGUUGUCAUAACCGCCUGACUGGAGACGGCAGGAUAGAAAGGAACUCGAAGACAUCGACCGCAAAAGCGAAUAAGCAUUGUGUCACGGAUAGGGAUAGGGCUUUGAGGCGAACGCGUACUACUUUGCAUUUGCUAAUCACCGCC